AUGAGCAAAAAGAAGAGAAGCCACGAGGAAGAUCCCGUGAAGCGAUUCGAUGUGGUGCUGCCGGCGGCCGCCUCGGCGCAGGUGGUGCGGUGGAGCGUGAAGGAGGGGGGCGACGUGCUGGAGGGCCAGGAGCUGUGUGCCUUCCUCGCCGAAGGCUCCCGCGAUCUCCAAUUCCUUCGUUCGCCCUUUCCCUUCGAGGGCGUCAUCCGCCAGCUUCAUCCAGAGAAGGCCUUGGUCUCCCCUGGAACGACCGUGGCGGUGGUGGAGUACUGUGCGCAUGAGAUGGUGUUUGCCGACCUGUGCGCCAUCUGCGGCAAGACCAUCAACUCCUCCGACAAGCAGGCCACCAUCUCGCUCAUCCCCUCUCAGCCCGCCCUCACCGUCUCCCGCGCGGUGGCGGAGCGAGAUGCCGAGCGCACGGCGGAGCGCCUCACGGCAGCCAAGAAGCUGUCUCUCGUCCUCGACUUGGACCAGACGCUCGUGCACGCCACACAGGACGCGGAGGUGGAGACGCUGUUUGGGACGGAUGCGGCGGAGGCGAAGGGGGGCAGCAUCACGUGCGCGCUGCCCAACCCACCGGCGGGUCCCGAGGACGUGCCCGCUGCCCACCUCUAUCGUUUCACCCUCGAAGGCAAUCCACACAAAUUUUACCUCAAGCUUCGGCCCCACCUGGAGGAAUUCUUGAUGGGCGUCAAGGACCUAUUCGAGCUCCACAUCUACACCAUGGGCUCCCGUUCCUACGCCCGCAAGGUGGCGCAGAUAAUCGACCCAGAGCAGAAGCUCUUCCGGGAGAAUAUCGUCUCUCGCGAUGAGUGCGGAAAUGUGAUGAAUCUAAAGAACCUCCAGCGGAUAUUCCCGGUUGACGACAGCAUGGUCAUGAUCAUUGACGACCGCGUCGACGUCUGGGGCACUUCGAAGAACCUCAUCAAGAUCGAACCCUAUUACUUCUUCAACGACGCUAAGGUCAACGCGCUGCCUCGGGACAAGGAGGCUCCUCAUCCGCACCGCCACCCAGUGCGGCAAGCCCUGCGCCGUUCCUCCACGGGCCAGGCCUCUGACGUCAGCAGCGCGUCCGCCUCCUCCUCCUCCUCCUCCUCUUCGUCGUCGUCCACCGCGCCCAACACCAAACGCAAGCACGAGGCCAGCGAUGACGACGCAUCAUCGUCGCCGCUGCCGCCGGCCUCCACCCCCGACAACGACGACUCCACUGACGCCGCGCUUCCCACCGACGGCGGCCGGCAGCUCCUGACGUCAGCAGCGCCCGCCGAGUCCGCGGCGGCCGGCGAGGGCGAACAAAAGGCGCAGCCGCCGCCCAAGAGAAGGAAGAUCGACAUCUCCGGCAUGCCGCGAUUCAAAAAGAAGCCCGCCGCCGCCGCCGCGCCCGAUUCCUCCGGAGCGAUGGACGCGACCGAUGCAUCGCCUGCCGAUGCCACGACGCAGACCGAAACCGCUGCCCCCGCCGCCGUUCCGGCGCCCGCGGAAAACGAACGCGAAAGCGAAAGCGAAAAGGGAAAGGGCAAGGAGCAGGCAACGACGCCACCGGCCGCCGCCGCCGCCGAGAAAAGCGAAGCAGAACAGACCGACGCGACAACAGCGGCCACGCCGCAUCUGCCCUAUCGGGACGUGUCGCUGCGGGACGGGCACCUGCUGCACGUACUGCGGACUCUCCGGGAGGCCCACCGCCUCUUCUACGCGCCCGAGCCAGCUGCCGACGCCGAGCCGACGCCGACCGCCGCAGCCGCGGAUGCGCCAGGCCAGCUGCUGCCGCCGGCCAUUCCGUGGGCCGGCCGGCCGCGCGACAUCAAGUACUGCCUCCACGUCCAGCGCCGCCGGGUGCUCGAGGGCGUACACAUCUGCUUCUCUUCUAUCUUCCCCACCGGCAGCAAACCCGAAAGCACCCCGCUGUGGCGGCUCUCCGAGGAGUUCGGCGCGUGCUGCUCCAAUGUCUUCACCCCGGAGACCACCCACCUCGUCGCCCUCAACGAGCGGACGGAAAAGGUCAAGCUGGCGCACGAGCGCGGCGGCGUUCACAUCGUCCACCUCGAGUGGCUGCUGGAGAGCAUCAGGACGUGGCGUCGACCGGAGGAGGCGCGGUACCGUAAUCUGCCGGGGAAGCCGGGCAUGAAGGAGGGACUGGAGCCCUACAAGGAACACAUCCGCAUGCUCGACAUGUGCUACGUGCGCGACCUCGACAAAGUCCUCCUCGCCUUCCACGGCCCCAAGGCGGAGGCGGAAGAGGAAGAGGAGGUGUCGGACGCCGACCAAGACGAGUUCCUCAAGUGGGCGUUGAAGGAGGGCGAAGGGGAAGAAGACGAAGAAGACGACGAGGACGAGGAGAACGAAGACGAAGACGAGGCCAUGGAUGAAGAAGACGACGGGGAGAAGGGCGGCACCACCACGCGAAGCAACAAGAUGAUCGAGAAGGCGGCGAAGGGCGAGAAGAAAAAGGAGGAGGGCGAAGGGGAGGGAGAGGAGGGCGAGUGGGACGAGCUGGAGAGACAGCUCGCGGAGCAGGAGCAGGAGGAGGGCGGGGACGACGAGGAUCGGUUCGAUCGGCUCGCGGCGCUCGAGCGGCUCGAGGAGGAGGAAGAGGACGACGGAGGCAACAUGGGCCGCGGAGGCAAGAAGCGAGCCAAAUUCGGGGGCCUGUUCGCCAACAAGAAGAAGACCAAGCCGGGCAAGGGAGGCCACUACGAAGACGACGACAUGGAAGGCCUGGCCAACGAGAUCGAGGACGAACUCUGGGGCGAUGAUGACGACGAUGAUGAGGAUGACCAUGACGGGGACGAGUGA
Acanthamoeba castellanii str. Neff is the source of this 2793-nucleotide messenger RNA. Its product is annotated as FCP1like phosphatase, phosphatase subfamily protein. The transcript is spliced from 14 exons. Gene Ontology annotation, cellular component: nucleus. Lineage: Eukaryota; Discosea; Longamoebia; Acanthamoebidae. The coding region runs from base 1 to 2793 and encodes 930 amino acids. The record is from RefSeq and is a predicted model, not a curated record. Gene Ontology annotation, molecular function: RNA polymerase II CTD heptapeptide repeat phosphatase activity.